Messenger RNA from Exophiala oligosperma, 1464 nucleotides. RefSeq lists its product as uncharacterized. The record is from RefSeq and is a predicted model, not a curated record. NCBI's taxonomy places the organism in Eukaryota, Fungi, Ascomycota, Eurotiomycetes, Chaetothyriales, Herpotrichiellaceae. The transcript has a single exon. Bases 1 to 1464 code for a protein of 487 amino acids.
AUGGCGCAAGUCCCAGCACAUGUCAAAUGCGUCCGUGGUUCGAGUUGCAGGAUAUCUUCUCACAAAGACGAAUUGGUAAAGGUGCAGAAGCUGUACUUUGCCCAUCGUUACAAGGCAUGCGCCUCUCUUUGCCAACAGCUUCAGAGACCUGAGGCAGAACGAUCUCUCCGCGAUACAGAUAUCUCAGCUGAUGGCGCACAGAUCCAUCCCCUUCAUAGGGCUUUUCUUUACUUCUACCAGGCAAUAUCGUUCGAAGCAAUGGGUCAGAUCGCACACGACUUCUCCCGUAGUAAGCCUCAGCUUCUCGACUCGGCGCAGGAAUCCUUCAAGGCCGCUCUCGAUUGCCUGCCACUUCCCUAUGCCUCGACUGAAUACGCUUCAUUCAACCACCUCGAAACAACACCCUCUGUUGUAUUCGACUCUCCCUUUUCGAGCAACUCACUAAGUCCCUACGUUUCGCCAAAUCAAAGAGAUGUUGAGAACUCUCCACCACAGUCAAAAUCCAUCUGCGGCCUCACAUACAGCAUUCCACCUCUCUUACCAUCUGCGUCCACGCACUGCCUGUCUACCUCGCUACAACUCGAUCCUCAUUUUCAGGAAGAGAAUAAGAAGCAAAUUGACUCUGCACAGGACUACAUCGCCCCACCAAAAUCACCCACUGGGCAUAAAGGUCGGCUUUGCCAAAGUCUUAGCCUUACUCACUCACUUCAAGACGACCUUGUGCCUUCGCCACUUUUCAACCGAACCCAAAAACGCGCCCAAAUCUAUUCAUCCUGGCCCGACUUGAGCCAUCGCCCAUUGCCUCCUCUUCCAUUUGGCCACAAGACUUCAUUCGCCGUAGAAGGUUCCCGCGUCGUCCAGGUUCCUCGGAUGGGUAUGCGCAAGACUGCCGUUCAGAGUCUCAUUGCCAAAUACGAAGAAACUGCACCUGUUACUCUAACUCCUUCUCUACGUCGGAGCUCUCAGUCCAGCACCAGCAUACAUUCCCUGGUAACGCCACGCUUCAAGAGAAUACGGGAUGCAUUCAGCCCAGACCCACGCAAUGACAGUCUUGAAGCAUAUCUCUCGUCCACCGAUCUGACCCGUUACAACAUUUGCAUGGCUGAAUUUCGCACGCAGGUGCGCAAACACGUUGCCUUUUUGGAGGUCGAGAUCACUCGUGUGCGAAAUCAGCAAGCGCAACGCAUGGCGAGAAAAGCACAGAACAAGAACAGGCAUAUAAGUUUUUGGACCUUUCAACCGGCGAACAGACUAGUCCUGCCUCCGACGCCAUCGGAUACCAAGAACAAUACGACUUCGGACGACCCUGUUACUACCGCGAAGAAAGAGCGUAUUGAGAGAUUGAGAAAAGAGGGCUGGGACGUUCGCAAAGAGAAGUACGGUUUCAAGAGCGUGGAGUGGUAUGAGGCAUUCAGAUGCCGUGUCGAGAAAGAAAUGGCAGCAUACGAGAUGGUUCGAGGAUGA